Molecule: messenger RNA, 1739 nt
Organism: Cornus florida
Lineage: Eukaryota; Viridiplantae; Streptophyta; Magnoliopsida; Cornales; Cornaceae
Product: F-box protein At5g07610-like
Exons: 2
Coding region: 311-1516 (401 amino acids)
Molecular function (GO): protein binding
Source: RefSeq, a predicted model, not a curated record
CAGUGUACUUUACCAAAAAAAAAAAAAAACUAAUAUUUUUAAACAAUAUUUUGCUACUCCUAUUAAAUUUUAAUUAUACGGAGUAAUUUAAAAGUCAAAAUCUAUGAAAAGGCAUGAUUACUUUAUUUUUUAAAAAAUUUAUCAUUAAAUACCAUAACCAUAACGGUCCAUAACAACUCCUAUCCUCUUAUUUUCUUUCUGUCUAACUAGUAAAAUGGUGCACUUUCCUUUCUUUCUGCCAAAACCAAACAUAGCCUAAACCCUAAACCCGUCAACAUCAGAAAUUGAGACAAUGAAUAACAAAGCCUAAAUGGCUAACGUCGACGGAAUCUCAGCCGCCACGGAAUCUUUUUCCGGCGUCGAUGACCUUAUCCAGGAAAUCCUUCUACGUCUUCCGGCAAAAUCGCUCAUGCGAUUCAAGUCAGUCUCCAAAACCUGGUUCUCUUUCAUCUCCAGUCAUCACUUCUCUCUCCUCUGGCACAAUCAUCGACAACUAUCCGAUCCUAAGGUCUCCGGCCUCUUCUUCUCCUACAGCGGUCCAAUCGAAGGUAACAGUAUCGAAUACAUUCCUCUCAAGGAAAAUCUUGAUCACAGAGAAAACGAUUCUCACUUCAUAUCUCGACUUCCCGGUUUCGAUGAACGAGUACUCUGCUCCACUGAAACACAACUUGUAGGCUCUUCUAAUGGCUUAUUACUUUAUUGUCAUUUGGAUUUAUAUGAGAAUCACUAUCGCUUUAGGGUUUAUAACCCCGCUACGAAGAAAUUCUCUGAUAUUCCCUGGCUUUGGGACCCGAAUGAAUAUCGGAGUAUACAUUUGGUUUUUGAUCCUGUUAAAUCACCUCACUACAAAGUUGUUGCCAUUCGUAGCCCUAGGGAUUCGAAAAUUUUCUGUCAAAUUUCCGUAUAUUCAUCCGACACUGGUGCUUGGAGACCCUCUGGGGAUCGUUUCAAGGUACGACCUGAUACAAAAUUUGGGGAUAGAGUCUUCUGGAAUGACACCAUCAUUUGGUUUUACUACACCCGGGAAGCUUCUCUGUGUUUCAAUGUGGAACAAGAGCGACGAUUCACGAUCCCACCACCAAGGAUUCGAGGGCGUUCCCUAAAACCUGAAGAUGCAACCUUUCGGCAUUUUGGAGUGUCUAAUGGCCAUUUGCAUCUUGUAGAGCUCAAUGGGUAUUGCAGAACUAAGAUUGACGUCUUUGAGAUGGAAAGAGAUUACUCCCAUUGGUUCCUCAAGUAUGAAAUUGACAUUGUUCCUAUAUUCAAAGAAAUUGUUGGUUGCAACAUGGAUUUUGCUUUCUCUGUGUUUUCUUUAAUUCAUGGAGAAGUUGAAGAAGAUUCAGUUUUGGUGCUGAACGUACGCGACACUAUCAUCUCCUACAGCUUCAGGGAUAACACUUUGAAGAAGCUUUGCCGUCUAGGUCCACAUGCUGGUUAUUAUCCAAAUCCAAGGUUACAACGGUCGUAUGGACGCUUUGAUGUUCAUCAGUACAUGGAGACUCUUUUUCCUGUUUGAUGAUGGAAUCAUGCCCGAAAAAAGGAGGUUGUGCUAGGUAGCUUAACAACCAGUGUAGAAUUUUUGUCAUCACCAAUAUGUCCCAGUAAAAUUAUUGGGAAAAGACUUACUGUUAUACAUUUAUGUAGUUUAAAUACUUUCAACUUUUAUGUUCUUUGUCAAAAUUUAUUCGAUUCAAGUGAUGUUUAAUGCUACUACUUGAAAAGUAGUCUUGUAUUUCCAA